AUGUUCAAGCUUCUGUGCCUGUGUGCCAUUGUGGUCGUUGUGGCCGGUAACCCACCGAGAGGCACAAAUUGGCCAGCCUCCGGACCGGUUCCAGUGCGAAACAUCGAGAAGCGGGAAAUCCCAGGCCCAUUCCAUAUCGAGCUAAAUCGUGGCAACGAGAACGAGCCCAUCCGGGCUAUGGAGGGUCAGGAUGAUAUGGAUAAGGCCGAAACGUUCGGGUUCGGAUACCAUCACUACUAUGCAUAUCCAAGAUACUACUAUCCGAGUUACUACUAUAGCUAUUAUCCAUACUACGGCUACUACUGGUAG
Messenger RNA from Anopheles coustani, 309 nucleotides. RefSeq lists its product as uncharacterized. Bases 1 to 309 code for a protein of 102 amino acids. The transcript is spliced from 2 exons. The record is from RefSeq and is a predicted model, not a curated record. Lineage: Eukaryota; Metazoa; Arthropoda; Insecta; Diptera; Culicidae.